This is a messenger RNA of Cylicostephanus goldi, 248 nucleotides long. The record is from the annotation of a GenBank genome assembly. NCBI's taxonomy places the organism in Eukaryota, Metazoa, Nematoda, Chromadorea, Rhabditida, Strongylidae.
AUGAAAUUUGCAUACGCUCAGAGAACAUACCUGGGUGAUGCUAAAUUUGUACCGACAGCAAUGCGAAUAGCAAAGAAUUUGACUACUCCUGAGUACACAAAGUGGGUAGUAGAGCGAAUCAAAGACAAGGCACAACCUCUUUCUUACUAUGGAGGUUUCAACGAAAGUCAAGUAAGCGAGCUUUCAUCAUUCCGCAUCCCUGCUAUGGUGUCCUGUAAGCAACGUAAAAAAUUUUCAAACUUUUAGAU